ACACACAAUCUACCACAAAAUACUAGUGUGUGAUUUAAUUCGACAUUUUCGUUCUUUUCCGCGUUAAUGCACUUCUUUCCUUUUGUAAAAGUGUAGACAUCACUUACAAUGUUUCAGAGCAUGCCUAUGUCUCAACUUCCUGUACCGCCCACAACUUCUACGUGUAUAUUAGCUCGGUGGACGAAGUUUGGGCGAUUGUAAUGAAAGUCUGUCGUCACAGACUUUGUAAGCUCGAAAGCCAUAUCGUCGUCAAACAGCGAUGGCCCUUGCUAUAGUGCAUCGUUUUAUAACUCCUAAGGUCUUCGUUUUGUUGAUCAUAACUGUGGAAUGGACAGUAUUUAGUUUCGAGGCUAAGAGGAUACGGCGCAACGUGGAAAGUCCCCCUAAGUCUAUCCACGUUAGUUAUGUGACUGGGGAGUCAGCAAAAUUGAAAUAUAAAUCAAAGGUUCUUGACUUUGACAAUGCAUUGAAGAGGUCACAUUGGGAGAAAAAUGCUUCCCUCAUCUCAAGAACAGACAAGAUAUCUUUUGGAAUCAACAAGAAUAAGAGGAAGUUUUGGUUGAAGAUCAAGAAAGUGGAUGUCCAUGAUUCAGGGAUAUAUUCAUUUGUAGUAAAUGGUACAGUUCUUAGGCUAUGGCAGCUGAACAUCCAAGUGGCAGAUUCUUCUCUGGAUCCCUGUGGAUGGCCGUUUCAUGAAAUAGUCACAUCUUGUGUGCCAUUCAGUAGGCAGUCCCACCCAAAUUGCUUAUCGUUCCCAGGAAAAUCAUUGAAUGUUCAAGGCGCUUAUCAUCUUUAUAACGGAAUACCCAUCAUUCAAGUUAACUGGACAGCACCCAAUACAGGUUUUGGUGAUUUAUGGGGCUAUCAGGUGUAUAUUUCUGGAAAAGAAGGAC
Pocillopora verrucosa is the source of this 893-nucleotide messenger RNA. The record is from RefSeq and is a predicted model, not a curated record. NCBI's taxonomy places the organism in Eukaryota, Metazoa, Cnidaria, Anthozoa, Scleractinia, Pocilloporidae.